AAAUGUAUAAAAAAAUUGGAGGUGGUGUAAAAAGCUGUUGCAUUUUAAUAGUAAUUUUAUUAUGUACUGCGCUAUCACAAGAUAUAUCUGAAGGUGUAAAUUCCCAUAUAAGUAUUUAUCAUGGUUUAAAAGAUGAGUUUAAAGGGGAAAUUCCAAAGCCGUUUGAGAAAAUUGGCGAAAAGUAUUACAACAUCGAUCAAAAUAAUACCGUAAAUUGGUUUGGAGCUGCAGAAAACUGUCGGCAGAUUGGAGGAAACCUUGUCAAUCUACAAAACAAACUCGAAUUGGAAAAUAUUAAAGUGAAGUUAAAUAGUUCGUUUAUAUACUGGACCGACCUGAAUAACCUUGCCAAAAAAACAGUGUUCUAUUCAUUAACAACAGGGAGUUACAGUAAUUUUCUUAAUGUUGAGAAUGACGAACUCGAUAUGUGCGGCAUUUUAAAAUAUGAAAAGAACACGCGAGAAUUUACAGUGGGACAACAAAAGUGCAUGAAAAAAGGUCGUCCUAUUUGUGAGUCAAAAUUACCAACUACAAUAUCGGUUUCCCUAUGGUAAUCAGAACUAGUUAUUGUUAAUCCACUCAAUUAAUAAAAACAGUAUUUAAUGUUCUCAA
Molecule: messenger RNA, 612 nt
Organism: Drosophila innubila
Lineage: Eukaryota; Metazoa; Arthropoda; Insecta; Diptera; Drosophilidae
Product: accessory gland protein Acp29AB-like
Exons: 2
Coding region: 3-554 (183 amino acids)
Source: RefSeq, a predicted model, not a curated record